This is a messenger RNA of Musa acuminata AAA Group (dessert banana), 1490 nucleotides long. Its product is annotated as putative F-box/kelch-repeat protein At1g15680. The record is from RefSeq and is a predicted model, not a curated record. Gene Ontology annotation, molecular function: protein binding. Lineage: Eukaryota; Viridiplantae; Streptophyta; Magnoliopsida; Zingiberales; Musaceae. The coding region runs from base 139 to 1338 and encodes 399 amino acids. The transcript has a single exon.
GCGAUCGUCGCCGUGACAACACGUAUCAGCACAGGUGAUUCGUGUGUGCCACCUCCCCCGCCGUGUGUUGCCCACCUGUGCCCGUACAUUCCCCUUGCUUCCGUUCGAUUCGAGAGUUCACUAAGAGUGAACGCCUCAAUGUGGGUCUUGGUUUGCGUACAAGCCGAAGCCACACUGUUCCCUCUCCACCCACGCCACUCAGCUUCUUCCCCAAACCAGCACUCCGCGUCUUCUGUUCCUUUCAUGCCCUAUAUAUGCUCUUCACCUUCCUCUCUUUCUCUCUCUCUCUCUCUCUCUUUCUCUGUGAAGCCACCCACCAUGAGCGACGAUGUGUACAUGGAGAUCCUCGCCAGGCUCCCUUUGAAGCCCUUGUUCAGGUUCAAGUGCGUCUCCAGAGCCUGGCGCCGCCUCAUCUCCGACGACUACUUCCUGCGGCGGCUGCCGCUGCUCACCUCCGCCGUGUUCUACCACUGCAACGCCGACGCCAAGGAGGCGAGAUUCGCGUGCACCUCCGGCGGUGGCGAUCUCCAGGAGUGCGGCCUGGAGUUCUUCCCCUUCCACCGGGACUCCGACAUCGUCGACUGCUGCAGCGGCCUUCUGCUCUCCUACUCCAGACUCCGCGCCACGUUCUACGUCGUCAGCCCCAUCACCAAGCGGUGGGUGGCGCUGCCGCAGACACUUAAGAGCACCCAUCUCGCCGUGCUGGCCUUCGAUCCCUGCCACUCCUCGGAGUACAGGGUGAUCUCCUUCACCGGCUGGAUCGCGCAGGGUUCCGAGCUCGAGGUCUUCUCGUCGGCGACCGGGGACUGGGCACAGCACAGCCUGCACUGGGGGGUCGACUCCGACACCAUGACGGCCACGCUACGGUACUUCGCUGGAAUCCUCUACGUUGUUGCCUUCCCCAACUACAUUGUGGCGAUCGACCUCGACGGUAUGAGGUGCCGUCGGAUCGAGUUGCCGGAGCCCAUCAAGCCCGAAGGGAGCAUCGACAAGUCCGGCGGUUUUCUCCACUACACCUGCAGCGACGGCGGCCGGCUCAAGGUUUGGAUGCUCGAGGACGCCGACGGUGGUGAAUGGGUGCUGAAGCACAGCAUCGAGGUUGCGACGAUCUUGAGACAAGUUCCGGUGAACACGCGUCAGCAGCUGCAACUGUUGGCGCUCCACCCGGAGAGGGAGGUGGUGUACCUGCGGGCGCCGGGGAGGCUCGUGUCGUAUGACCUGGAGAAGAAGGAAGCCGAGGUGGUUUGCGAGUUCAGGAAGGAGAAGGAGGGAGUUUACUUGGUGCAGAUUUGGCUGUUCCCUUUCUCGGGGCACAUGUCGCAUUGCUUGGCUCAUUGAAGGCAGUAGACAUCCAGUAAAAGCUGAAAGAAGAGAAUGCAGUAAUGUGUCAGUUCAUCUCUCACAGAUACUUGUAAUUUGCUUUGAUGAUUUCCAUUAAAGCUAUGCAUUCGACAAAUUAUUUAUGAAGAAGGCAUGUCCAUACUUUUUCA